Messenger RNA from Brassica oleracea var. oleracea, 888 nucleotides. RefSeq lists its product as uncharacterized. The transcript has a single exon. The coding region runs from base 144 to 539 and encodes 131 amino acids. NCBI's taxonomy places the organism in Eukaryota, Viridiplantae, Streptophyta, Magnoliopsida, Brassicales, Brassicaceae. The record is from RefSeq and is a predicted model, not a curated record.
AUUAGCCAAAAAUGUUAAAAGUUUACAAGAGACAAAAAAGCAGAAGAGAAAGAGGUUGGUGAUAGAAGCCAAAAAUCAACUCUCCUUUUCUUUCUUCCUAAAAGCAGGAGAGACAGUUUCUUGAGGUUGUUGCAAGUGAAGAGAUGUUCAGAUCCAAGUCAUGCAGAGAAGAGAUCACAGGAAGAAGAAGCAGCAUCACCAACAAGUACCAUUGCUUAACUAGUAAUGGAGAAGCAGCACCAAGCCCAACAAACCAGCUGCCACCAGUGAUGAUGAGAUCUUACAGCGCAUCAACUUAUAGUCCAUACAAGAAUCCAACGACGGUGAGAGACAGAGACAGUCCCAACAGUAAAUCGAAGAGAAGAGCUAGUAAGGCGAAGAAAGGGUACAAGGGUUUGUGUGAGGCAGAGAUUCAGAGGAAAAAGAGAGUGGCUGGUUAUAAUGUGUAUGGUGUUGAAGGGAAGGUGAAGGGGUCUAUGAAAAAGAGCUUCAAAUGGUUCAAGGAGACUUGUUCAAAUGCUGUCUAUGGUUUGUGGUGAUAAGGUAAAAGAUAUGCAGCACAAGGAAAAGAGUAGUAAUCACGUACGAUAUCUGAUUUCAGAAACUUAUCUUAAUCACGCAAUAAUCAUGUUUAAAAUAAGAGCGAGAGACACAAGGCAAGCAAGUGGUAGGUUCAUUGUUUAAUAAAUCUCUGUGUUGUCUUUUUCUUUUCAUCAGGUCUUUACCUCUUUCAUGAUUCAACUACAAAAUCUUCUCAACUACUCUUCUAUUGUCUCUUUCUGCUCGUUUAUCAGCCAAAUAUUGAUGUUAGUAACUGGAUAUUAUGGUUGUUUGUAACAAUAAAAUAUUUAGGCUGAAUCAUAUAAGCCAUGAUAAAUUGAUAGUUAC